Molecule: messenger RNA, 831 nt
Organism: Penicillium vulpinum
Lineage: Eukaryota; Fungi; Ascomycota; Eurotiomycetes; Eurotiales; Aspergillaceae
Product: dienelactone hydrolase family protein
Exons: 3
Coding region: 1-831 (276 amino acids)
Molecular function (GO): hydrolase activity
Source: RefSeq, a predicted model, not a curated record
AUGUCGUGCCCCAGUUGUUUUAGUGGUCAUGUCCACCAGGGCACUCCGCGUGGUGAAGUCACCUCUCUCCAUGGCUUACAGGCCUACACGACCAGACCCCCGAACGAGGUACCUCACCGGGGUAUUAUCAUCAUAGUGCCCGACGCGUUCGGUUGGGAGUUCGUGAACAAUCGAGUCCUGGCCGACAACUACGCCGAAAAGGGGAAGUACCUCGUUUACCUUCCUGAUUUCAUGAACGGACACGCGGCCCCAGUCGGCAUGUUGUCUUCUACAAAGGAGUUGUUGAAAACGAGGGGACUCAUAACCUGGCUUCUGAAGCCGUACUAUUUAGUCUCCACGCUGGCAAGAUUUCUGCCCUUCGCGUACUACAAUACCUUCGAGGCAUCAUGGCCUGUCGUCAGGGACUUCUUCAAGUUCGUGCGUGAGAACGAAGGAGCCGAGCUUCCCAUAUACGGAGCUGGGUUCUGCUGGGGCGGAAAGCAUAUCGUCAAUCUAGGCGCCGGAGUGGACAUCGCCUCAAAUGGGAAACCGCUGCUUAAUGCUGGUUUUACAGGCCAUCCGAGUAAGCUCGAGAUCCCUAGCGAGAUUGAGAAGAUCAAGAUUCCUGUUAGCUUUGCUCUCGGGGACAAAGAUGGAGUUUUGAAACUUCCACAAAUUGAGCAGAUCAAACAAGUCUUCGCCAGCGAGUCCGGUGCCGGGAAAGGAGAAGUGGUGGUGUAUGAGGGCGCUGGCCAUGGCUUUUGUGUCAGGGCUGAUUUGGUUUUGGAUGAUACGAGUAAACAAGCUGAUGAAGCGGAGAAUCAGGCACUGGCCUGGUUUGAAAAGUAUUGA